CCGAGCUUUGUGCGAGCGUGUUAGUUUACGAGUACAUCCAAAAUGGGCAAGGCUUUUGUGAUAAUGGCGUGCUUAUGCGCCGUCGCGUACGCACAAUUUGGAAAUUCCGGGUUCCAAUCACAGUCUUCAUUUGGACAAUCUUCUGGAGCAUUCGGGCGAGGUCAAACAACUUAUCAGCAAACUGCGAAACCUGGACAAUACCAACAAAGCAGUUUUGGCAGCCAAAACCAAUUUCAACAAAACCAACCACAACGUAAUCAAUACCAACAACAAAGCAGUUUUGGCAGUCAAAAUCAAUUUCAGCAAAAUCAACCACAACGUAAUCAAUACCAGCAAAGCCAGUAUCAGCAAAAUCAAAAUCAGUACCAGCAAAACCAAUAUCAGCAGAAUCAAUAUCAACAGCCAUCAGCAGCCAAGCAAAACUUUGGUUCCUGUAAAGACAAAGAACGUUCUCCAGUGUCUGGUAGUUGCGACAGAUAUAAUGAAUGUGUAAAUGGAGCAAUAGAAGAGAAAUUAUGCCCUGACGGACUCAGGUUCAACCCCAGCGUAAGACCUGACGUCUACCCUUGUCAGUAUCCCAGUGAGGUGCCAUGCCUCGAACGCUCGUCGCUACAACCUGCGCAGCCUACGGCAGACUGUCCACACCAGUUUGGAUUAUUCAAAUUGGGAGAUGCCCGUAACUGUAGCGGUUUCAGAAACUGUGUCAACGGAGUAGGUUUCGACUUAACUUGUCCUGAAGGCUUGGCCUUCAGCUCAGAGUCAUACCGAUGCGAAUGGCCCGAUGAGGUCGCUGAUUGUGAUGCUGAAGCUUUCCUUGGCUUUCGAUGCCCAGAAGUGCCUGUAUCGAGGGAACUCGGACCACCUGUCGGAUACAGAUAUUACAGAUCAGACACCAAUUGCCAGAAGUACUUCAUCUGUAUCGAGAACCGUCCUCGGGCUUUAUCCUGUGGCGGAGACUCGGCAUUUGACGAGCUCACAUCCACCUGUGUUUCUGCUGACGAAGUGUCCAGCUGCCCUUCGGAACUUAGAGCUCUGGCCGCGCGGUCCAGAGAAGAAGAAAAGCAACGACUGGCAAAGGAAGUGUCUCUUAAUGCCAAACCUCUACAGCAAAAAAGAAGAUACUGAAUAAUUUAAUUGUAUGAAGUCAUGUACAGAUAGUUCAUAAGCUUUU
This is a messenger RNA of Achroia grisella, 1171 nucleotides long. RefSeq names its product protein obstructor-E-like. Gene Ontology annotation, cellular component: extracellular region. Lineage: Eukaryota; Metazoa; Arthropoda; Insecta; Lepidoptera; Pyralidae. The record is from RefSeq and is a predicted model, not a curated record. Bases 43 to 1125 code for a protein of 360 amino acids. The transcript has 6 exons. Gene Ontology annotation, molecular function: chitin binding.